Messenger RNA from Morone saxatilis (striped sea-bass), 1445 nucleotides. RefSeq lists its product as uncharacterized. Lineage: Eukaryota; Metazoa; Chordata; Actinopteri; Moronidae. Gene Ontology annotation, biological process: positive regulation of apoptotic process; mitochondrial outer membrane permeabilization. Bases 180 to 728 code for a protein of 182 amino acids. Gene Ontology annotation, cellular component: mitochondrial envelope; nucleus; mitochondrial outer membrane. The record is from RefSeq and is a predicted model, not a curated record. The transcript is spliced from 6 exons.
GGGAGGCGGAUUAGCGCAGCGUCGGUGCCCAGUGUCCCUCUUUAGACUACAACAAACACGGGACUGACUGAGAGAAAAGCGUACAGGGAAGAACCCCAUUUGCACCUGCUUGUCCUCCUCGGUCAGUGUCAGCAUCUCUCCGAGCUUCUCUCUCCAUCCAGCACCCCCGGCGUUCAACCAUGUCUGUGUCCGGCUCGCAGACACCAGAGGACGGACUCUACGGCUCCUGGGUUGAGCUGGAGGAGCUGAUCGCAGCCGUGAGCCGUAGGGAGAGUCUGACAGGGCCGGAGGACAGCAUCUCCUCCGCCCUGCAGGGGGAGCUGGAGAGGAUCCUUCUGGAGGCACAGCUCGAGUGUGAGAGGAGUAGAGACAGUUCUCCACAGGUGGGCAGUCCACAGCAGUCUACUGGUUCCCCAAGACCCACUAGUGAGCAGGACAGUGACUGUGUCACCAUACAGGAGGAUGGUGAGCGGCGAGGGGACACUGACUGGGUGUGGGAUUGGUCCAGUAGACCUGAAAAUAUGCCACCAAAGGAGUUUGUGUUUCAGCACCCGAAGCAGCAGGGCUCCCUCAGCGUUAGGAAGACAGAGGUGAUGAAGAGAGGAAUUUUCUCCUCUGAUGUUCUCCUCAUCCUUGGUCCUUCACUGCUGGCUUCACACCUGCUCACACUUGGAGUCGGGAUCUACAUAGGAAAGCGAUUGGCCGCUUCUACAACUAGCACGCUGUGACGUCGGCUGUAUCCCAGUGACCCCAUUCGCUAACAGUCCGGCCAAUAAGGUCACAGUCCGCCCUAUCUACCGCACUAAUUUGCCUCCUUCCUUCUUCGUCACGGGGCAACCUUAGGACCCUACCUGUCUGUACCUCUGUCUCUCUGUUCAUCUGUACAUGUGUCUAACCCACAGCACACUGCCAGUCUGUCUGUCUGUCUGAAAGCCUCUCUGUCAGUCUGUGCGUGUUGUAGGGCCCGGGGAGCAGAUGGAUGCCGACCAAUGAGUCAGACUGAGGUCACUUUUACUCUCCUGGAGAGUAACACUGAUCUCAACCAGCUAAAGCAUAAUCAGAGAGGAGAGAUUGCCCAGAUAAAAGAGAAUGGAGAGAAAGAGAGUUUUACCCAGCUAGAACAAUAAAUCCCUUUGAUAGGAGGAGAUGAAAACGGUUUGUUGGGAACAGUGUGUUUGGACAAAAUGAGAAAGAUAAUAUGUGGUAGCCUUUUGCCCAACCUUUGAAAAAGUAAAAUGUCUGUCAUUUGUCAAAAGUAAUGACCCUCUGUAAGACUGAGCUGCUAAAAGUGGUUCUUGGGGUUUUUCUGCCCUGAUGGUUUAUCUAUGUAGAGAGUUUUAGUUGGCUGAGUGAAUGUAGGAGUGGCUCUGGUUGUGCUUUUUGUCCCUUAAACCAAUUAAAUAUUUGACCUCCGACAAAGACAAUCAUGAUCCCAUUAAACUUCA